GUCCUUUCCCGCCACCUGGCUUCCUCGUUGUGUCUGGGUUCCUGUCCCCAACGACUCCUCGACUGGGCAUGAAUGGGGCGGGGGAGCCUGAUCCUGGAGGUGGGGGCUACAAGAGGCGCUACAGGGCCCUGAAACGGAGGCUCAAGUUCCUGAUCUAUGAGCAAGAAUGUUUCCAAGAAGAGCUGAGAAAAGCACAGAGGAAACUUUUGAAAGUGUCACGUGAUAAAAGUUUUCUACUUGAUCGCCUGCUGCAAUAUGAGAAUGUGGAUGAAGAAUCUUCGGAUUCUGAAGCAACAGCCUCCUCUGACAACAGUGAUGGAGAGAUGCCCAAAGGAGCAGAGCAGCCAUCUUUAAAGAGAAAACGAAGUCCCCAGCUUGGCAGUGCCUCCUCCCCUUCUUCUUCCGGACUUUCCCUCCAGCCGACGUCCGGCUUUGGGCUUCCGGCUUCAGGGACGCCAUCCCCCUACUUGACUUCUGUGAGUAACUCCAUCUUCCGAUGGGUAAUGGAGCUGUUAGUUAGUUUAUUUAUGGUUAACAGCCAGUAAAACAACAAUUCAUAAUAGCCGAAUCCCAGAUUAUUUACAAACGAAGGGAUAAGAAAGUUAAAAUACAACAUAAAGCUUAUUUUAACAUUCCUCUAUAGGAAUUAAGGGUCUCCUGUCCACCUGCUCUCCUGUAUUUGUUUACUAAAAUACAAAACUGGCCUACAUCACUGGAAACUCUUUGGUCCUUACCCAACAGCAAACAGUUCAGUUUCCAUUUAUUGACUUUUCCAGCCCAUUCAGGAUUUCUUCUCUAAGCUUGUCAUAUAGAGGGCACUAAAGCAACUAAAGUUCUAGCGGAUCGACUUCUUCCAAGGAGCAACCUCAGAGCCUCUGUUCAUAGGGGAUUUUCUUGAAUCUACCCUCUAAGACAGCAGAUGGCAGGGUGUUGCUUUGAGCCUCGGGUAAUGAAGCUGGAUAGAAUAUGCUGCCCAAAUCAAACCUUGGGCUCCAAAGCUCUCACAUGCACUAAACUGAGAAAGGACUCUGAAGAAGUCAUAAGAACAUAAGAACAUAAGAACUAGCCUGCUGGAUCAGACCAGAGUCCAUCUAGUCCAGCACUCUGCUACUCGCAGUGGCCCACCAGGUGCCUUUGGGUCCCUUCCUGUGUCAGAGAUGCCUUGGCCAGGUUUUCAUUAAGCUCAGCACACCUUUGGCACAGGUGCCAUGAUGAUAUUGCUGCCCAGAAUCAAAAUGGUGGCGAAGGUUUCUCUGCUGAUAAGCUUCCUUGGUUGUCCUAGGCCCAAGUUGCCAGGUGCAGGAUAAACAUACCAGUCCUGUGUUCUGCUCACCAUGGCUGUGUUGACUUUUGAGUGCAACUGCCAACUGUGGAUAAGGUUUCUUGCUUACAUUCUCCUCAGUGUCUUUGGCAGCGCUUCCCCGUUCUAGUAUACCACCCCGUGACUUGGCCAUACCUGCUACGAGCGCAACCAUUUUGUGCGUUUUUCCCAAUUUCAAAGGCAGCAGAACUACAACUGGAUAUUGUAGUUGCCUUAGGCUGCUCCACAACCCCUUCCCUUCAGCCUCCUUCAUAUCACCUCCAUUUCACCUCAUUAUGUCCUUCCAUGUUUAUUUGUAGAUGUUGACACGCCACUGUGUGUGGGUAGGCCGAAGCUCCAUAUUGGCAUCUCUCUCGGCCAGAGACGGUGUUGUGUGUCGGGGUGCAGGCAAGAGAGGGGUGCCUUUUGCUUGUUUACAAAGGCUUUUGUUAAGAUUAGUCCUCAAGGAAGCACCCGUCAGUUGCCUGUGUUGGUGCGGGUUUGACUGAUGUGUUUGUGCAGUCGAACAGGUUUUGUGUCUGUGUGAAUGCCAAAGAGGAGAUGAAUGGAGAGUGGGUGAAAUUCUGGCAAAGAGUUUAUCUAAAAUACCCUGUUUCCCCGAAUAUAAGACAUCCCCUAAAAAUAAGACGUAGUAGAGGUUUUGCUGAAGUGCGAAAUAUAAGGCAUCCCCCGAAAGUAAGACAUAGCAAAGUUUUU
Messenger RNA from Sphaerodactylus townsendi, 2017 nucleotides. It is a transcript of the gene INO80E, whose product is annotated as INO80 complex subunit E. The coding region runs from base 69 to 545 and encodes 158 amino acids. Gene Ontology annotation, cellular component: nucleus; Ino80 complex. The transcript is spliced from 6 exons. Lineage: Eukaryota; Metazoa; Chordata; Lepidosauria; Squamata; Sphaerodactylidae. The record is from RefSeq and is a predicted model, not a curated record. Gene Ontology annotation, biological process: chromatin remodeling.